CCUUUGAACACCCCCACGGCAACCCGCCCCACGCCGUCCACGCGAAAAACAGUUUCAGAUGGUCAAAACUCAUGAUUAUUCUCUCCCUUGUCCAAAAAGCAUAAAUCUGUCAAUAAAGCAUUUUUCACUUUGAUAGAGUGAUGCAAAACCUUAAUCAAAUCCCCAAAAAAUGAUUUUUGACCGUCUUAAAGAUGUCUCUAAGCCCUCCAACAGCCCAAGAAACCCUUCACCAUCAGCACCACACCUUCACGAGCUCUCCUUCUCCAUCCCUGCCACCCUUCUCCGCCUCAGCUAGCGGUGUCCCUGGUGGUCGUGAUGAUGAUGAGUUUCCUAGGAGGGAUGAGAGGUGCCUACAGUGGAGCAACCAAGAAACAAGGGACUUCAUAAAAAUCAGGGGCCAGUUAGAAGGGCAAUUCACCUCAACAAAGAGGAACAAGAAUCUCUGGGAAAUGGUGGUUAGCAGAAUGAGGGAAAAGGGGUACAGGAGAACCCCUGAUCAGUGCAAAUGCAAGUGGAAAAAUCUUGUUAACAGAUACAAGGGACAAGAAACGUAUGUUGUAGGUAGUAGUCAGCAAUGUCCAUUUUUUGAUGAGUUGCAUGCAGUUUUAUCAGCAAGUGCCAAUGAUAUGCACCAAACUCAGUUCGACUAUGAGGUUGCUAUGAUGCGCGGAAAAAAGAGGCUCAAGAAAGUUAACCGGUAUCAAUCUGCAGAAGAGGAGGAUGACGAGAGCGAUGCGGAUGAGGUUGUAAAGGCACCUAAAAGGAGGGUCGGGACAGAAAAACGACAAAGGGCAGGAGCAUCAGAGAAACUUUCAGAAAAGUCUUCGAAAAAUACAAACAAUACCGAUAGCAUUCUUAGUCAUCUUAAUGAGAUGCUGAAGAGUUUCUUCCAGCAGCAACAGAUAAUCGACAUGCAGUGGAGGGAGUCUAUGGAGAAACGAGCCCAAGAACGGGAUCUUUUUGAGCAGGAAUGGCGACAAACAAUGGAAAAACUUGAAAGGGAUAGACUGACGAUGGAACAGGCUUGGAGAGAGGCGGAUGAAAAGAGGUGGACAAGAGAAGAGAGCCUGGCUGAGAAGAGAGAUGACCUCUUGAAAACACUUGUGAACGAACUCGUCCCAUGAAGACAAUCUUUGAGGUGCAUACCAGCAUAAUGGACAAGAUUUUGACAUAUUUUUCUUCUUUGAUAUCGUUUAUUACUAUCCAAUCGUCCCUGCCAAACAUGUGAGAGACGUAUUUUGACUUUCAUAGAGAGUAAAACUCUUCAUUGGUUAGAAUUGUGUUGUGUUGGGUCAUAAUUGUAACGUUAAGACUUUUAUUGAUGUUAAAAAUAUUGAAUUUUAAAGAAGCUACUACUUUGAGAAUU
Olea europaea var. sylvestris is the source of this 1366-nucleotide messenger RNA. RefSeq names its product trihelix transcription factor GT-3b-like. The record is from RefSeq and is a predicted model, not a curated record. Bases 192 to 1124 code for a protein of 310 amino acids. The transcript has 2 exons. NCBI's taxonomy places the organism in Eukaryota, Viridiplantae, Streptophyta, Magnoliopsida, Lamiales, Oleaceae.